Fusarium redolens is the source of this 1404-nucleotide messenger RNA. Its product is annotated as fungal-specific transcription factor domain-containing protein. Bases 1 to 1404 code for a protein of 467 amino acids. The record is from RefSeq and is a predicted model, not a curated record. The transcript has 3 exons. Lineage: Eukaryota; Fungi; Ascomycota; Sordariomycetes; Hypocreales; Nectriaceae. Gene Ontology annotation, cellular component: nucleus. Gene Ontology annotation, biological process: positive regulation of transcription by RNA polymerase II. Gene Ontology annotation, molecular function: zinc ion binding; DNA-binding transcription factor activity, RNA polymerase II-specific; transcription cis-regulatory region binding.
AUGACAGGGAUACGAUCACGAAAAGGUUGUGGUGAGUGCAGAAAACGAAGGCGCAAGUGUGACGAAGUGAAGCCGAGAUGCGGUCAAUGCGUCUCGAAUCAUCGGAGCUGCAAAUAUGAGCUGAGGCUUGUUUGGAGUCCGGGAGUACAGAAUAGGCUAGGUUUCAGCGGCACCUUGAAACUUGACCCAGAACAGGACAGCUCCGUAUCAUUGAUACCUGAGUCCCUUCCAAAUGGUUUAGCGCUCCCAAGGCGAUACAAGAAGCUGCUGCAUCACUUUGCUGAAGGGGUUCUGGCAUCAUUGUCCAGCCAUCCGACCAUUCACGAUGACUUUCGUCGUGGCCUCAUGCCCACCAUGCUUGAAUCUCCUCACCUCCUGUCUGCCAGUCUUGCAUUAUCGGCUGCGAGCUUUGAGUCAAGAGGUAUGAAAGAAGUCGAAGGAACAAGCACAUCUCGAAUAAUGGAGCACCUGCAGUCUUCGGGUUUGCCAUUGUUGAGAUCAGCACUGGCACAAGGACAACAGAGCGAGAUUCUCAUCGCAACAUGUCUGAUCUGGUGUCUGGCGGACGUCUUUUCCGGUCAACAGGGAAUGUUCAGGUGGCCAAUACACUUACAGGGCAUCAAAGCUCUUCUUCACGGUAGUCGGGAUUAUCAAAGAUUCGUUACGGGAGAUAUGGCUUUGAGAUCCGCUAUGAAGCACCUCUUCAUGCUUUAUCGGAGUUUAGAGACUCUGCCUCACGUACCGACCAUAACAUCUGGAAAGGUCAACUUCGUUGUUAGCUCGAAUGCAGAGUAUAGCCACCAGAUCGAUGGAUUCCUGGGAUAUAGCGAAGAACUCCUCGACAUAUUACAACAGAUCAAUGCAUCAACGCCAGGAUCUGGGUCGGAAACAUCCGCUGCAGAUGCGGAUGCCCUACUCGGCAAGCUCAACGCUAUGAUUAGGCGCGAUGUUAAGUCUCCACCUGGCGUCUCGAUCUCCUCACUUUCAUCACAAUCAGGUCGCGACUUUGCACUUUGCAACAAAGUCUUCCAACAGGCUACAUUGAUACAGCUAUAUCGACAGUUAUACGACUUGCCCUCAUCUUCGCAACCUAUACAGGGUGCUAUUCAGACUAUCAACGGAAUGAUUAGCAACAUGGCGCAAGGCGAGCCAUGUAACACCUGGGUUGCAAUGGCCAUGCCUCUGUUCACUGUUGGCUGCGAGGCCUACAAAGAGGAGCAGAAGGCUUUCAUCCUUGAUAAGAUACACAAACUUGAGAUUUGUAUCGGGUCGUUACACGUCAAGGUGAUUGAGCAGGCGCUCAAAGACAUUUGGAAAAUCAGAGAGGAUUGCAACGAUUUUGAGGGGAAUUUAUGUGCUAGCCACUUGCUUGAAAAGUUGUCAUAUAAUAUUGUUUUGUUUUGA